Messenger RNA from Ectocarpus sp. CCAP 1310/34, 882 nucleotides. The record is from the annotation of a GenBank genome assembly. NCBI's taxonomy places the organism in Eukaryota, Phaeophyceae, Ectocarpales, Ectocarpaceae.
AUGAACGUGUUCAAGGUUCUCGAGGGCACAGUGCCUUCUUCCGUUGAGAGCCGCAUCAUUGCUUUUCUAAGCUGUCUUUCGGCGCAGCAGUCGUUCAUCCUCAGGGUUAUGAGCGUCAUAGGCAUCCGGGGUAUAGAGGCCGAGCUCGUGGAGGCCGUGUAUCCCAUCCCAAUUAAGGGGAGCACUCUGCGAGAAGACCUUUACGCUCUGGAGGCUUGCCGGUUGAUCAAGAUUGACAAGGUUGCGAAUGAGACGCACCCCGGACAAUCCCAGGCUGCUGCCGCCGCUGCCGCAGCCGAGAUGUUCGCUGCGGGUUCGCGGACCGAAAGAGAACGCACACGUCAUCACCGUGACCACCACAAGCUGACACUCUCUUUCAGGGAUCUGGUAAUCCAUCAGGUCGUCUACAAGAGACUGAGUCACAACCACCGAAACCAGCUGCACGGAAGCAUCGCCGAUUGGCUAUCGCAUCGGCAGCAACAAAGCGCGAAGUCGGAGGAACUGACCGUUGGAGACACAAGAGGCGGCGCUCGGAGGCGGGGCUCCUUCGAGGGCGGUAAAGCAGUGGCAAUGGGGGAAACUGUGGCGCCUACACAGUUCACCCCGAUGAUAGUUCACCAUUUGACCCUGGCACAUCACGAGCAAAAGGCUAUGAUCCGAGCCCAUAUCUUCGGUGUGAAAGAGCUGGAGCAGUGGGCGAUGGGAACUUUCGCCGUGAUUCUUGAAAAACACGCUGUCGGGGUCCCUGAAGACCUGCUCCGCCUCGCCAAGGGCUGCAAGGAAUUCAUGUGGCGGCUUCCUGAAAACUGGUUUGCCGAAUACCCACAACAUUUGAUGACUGGCCGUGUAGAAGAGCCCGCCCCAAAGGUGGCCCCGGGGUAA